Molecule: messenger RNA, 510 nt
Organism: Coccinella septempunctata (seven-spotted ladybird)
Lineage: Eukaryota; Metazoa; Arthropoda; Insecta; Coleoptera; Coccinellidae
Exons: 2
Coding region: 52-396 (114 amino acids)
Source: RefSeq, a predicted model, not a curated record
ACAUACAAAAAUUUGGGCAUCAAUGUGAAAACGGCUAGUACGAUAUAUAAAAUGAUAUGCAGGCCCCUUCUAGAGUAUGGACAUACAAUCUUUCAGAACACUUCUGAAUCUACUCUCAAAAAUCUCGAAGUGGCUGAAAGAACUUGCUUGAGAAAAAUUACUAAGAUCAGACACCCUAACAAUCCGUUACACAAUCCACCAAAUCAACUUUUGUAUGAAGCAACAGAAAUAGAGCCUAUAUUGUCAAGAUUGCGGGAACAGAGCAAAAAAUUCAUCAAGGGGAUUACUAAUAAGACUAUAAUAACACCACUACUGCACCAAUAUGACACAGAGAGCCCACCAAAGGCCAAACUACCAGCACUACCAAUUUAUGAACAUCUGAUAUCAUUGGAAUAACUUUUUUUUUUAUACAAUGGAUACAAUUAAUAAAUUAUAAAUGUAAUUGGCAGGAAGACUUCGGUCGAUAGCCAUUUGAUGAUUUUUUAUUAUCAAUAAAGUUAAUUUCUCUCU